AUGGUCCCCGGGGCCCCCAGCACGACCACCACCAUGCUCCCCGCCUCCGAGGCUGCCAAAAUCUACCAGACCAACUACGUGCGUAACUCCCGCGCCAUCGGCGUCCUGUGGGCCAUCUUCACCAUCCUCUUCGCCAUCGUCAACGUGGUGUGCUUCAUCCAGCCGUACUGGAUCGGAGACGGCAUGGACACACCGCAGGCAGGCUACUUCGGUCUGUUCCACUACUGCAUCGGGAACGGGCUGUCCCGGGACUUGACCUGUCAGGGCAGCUUCACCGAGUUCAGCAGCAUCCCCUCCGGUGCGUUCAAGGCCGCCUCCUUCUUCAUCGGCAUGUCCAUGCUGCUGGUCCUCACCUGCAUCGGCUGCUUCGCGCUCUUCUUCUUCUGCAGCACCGGCACCGUCUACAAGAUCUGCGGCUGGAUGCAGCUGGCUGCAGGUACAUGUCUGAUCCUGGGCUGCAUGAUCUACCCAGACGGCUGGGACAGCGAUGAGGUGAAACGGAUGUGGGGCGAGCAGACGGACAAGUACACACUGGGGGCCUGCUCGGUACGCUGGGCCUACAUCCUGGCCAUCAUGGGCAUCAUGGACGCUCUCAUCCUCUCCUUCCUGGCCUUCGUCCUGGGAAACCGCCAAGACAGUCUGAUGUCUGAGGAGCUGCUGGGAGACAAGCCCGGUAAUAACGCCAUAUAA
Molecule: messenger RNA, 690 nt
Organism: Scomber scombrus (Atlantic mackerel)
Lineage: Eukaryota; Metazoa; Chordata; Actinopteri; Scombriformes; Scombridae
Gene: lhfpl3
Product: LHFPL tetraspan subfamily member 3
Biological process (GO): sensory perception of sound
Cellular component (GO): plasma membrane
Source: RefSeq, a predicted model, not a curated record